AUGGACCGCGCCACGUCCGAGCGCCCGACCAGCAGCUCCCCCGGGAUGCUCUCCAGGGGCAAGAGCCGCGGCGAAGGAUCGAAGCCAGCCAAUCGUCAACGACGGCUCGUGUUCUGGGCGAUGAGCGCCCCGGUCUGCGCGGUGCCGACACGCGUGGGCGUCAGACGCCCGAGGCGCGGCCAGGGCGUCGCCUGCGUGAGCGGACAGCCCGAGAAGGAUUACGACAUCCUGAUGGUGAAUAUGGACAGCGACCCGAUCGCGGAGCUCGCGAUGCAUGGCCUCAAGCCAAUCAAGAUGGAGGGUCGAUCAGCUCGCCAGAAGUUCAAGGGGCUCGGCGGAUCACGACCUGAAUCAAGGCAGAAGUGGAUCAUCCCGGCCGGCAUUCGGAAGAAGCAUGCGCUGCAGAAGUACUACGAGAUCCCCGGCGACACGGUCGGCCUGACGAGCAGGAAGGACCUCGCCGAGUGGAAGGCGAGCCUCUACAUGCGCGAGGGCGGCCACUGGGCGGACUUCCAGGAGCUCGCGGUGCAUGGCAAGGAGCUUGUGAAGCUACCUGGCGGGCAUGCAGGCCUCGACCUCUUCGACUGCGACCUCGAGUCGCACGAGUCGGAGCCCCUCUUCGAGAGGUUCCGCGUGGGCGAGGCGCAGCUCGAGCCGGAGGCAUUCCUGGUCGCGGGCGCGUUGCAGGUGUUCGUGCCGGGGUUCCAGGCGAAGGAUCGCGCCGACUCGCGGGUCGCAGAGGCCCUGAAGAACGGCGGCAAGGGCAUCUUCAGGAAGGGAACGCUCAAGCGGAUCGAUAAACUGAUGAAGGGCAUGGGCGACCGGGUGGGCGAUCUGAUCGAGGAGUUCAGGCCACGCGCAUGUCGCGGUGGCUCGCGCCUCUCGUGGUGGCUCGACCGCGCGUGCGACGAGAGCAACGAGCGCGCCGACGCGGUCGGACGAGGCGCGCUGCUCUCGCGGGCUAGUGCCUGGCGGGGCGACCUGGGCAGGACCCUGGCGAGUGCUGGCACGCGUGAGCUAGCGCGGCGCACCGACCUGAAGAAACUGGGCAUUGGAGACGACGUGGCGAAGGUCCCGGACCAGCAGACCAUGCGCACGGUGGUCAAGGAGUUCAAGCUGAGGCAGGACUUGAUUGACGUACGCGUGCUGAGCCAGAACGAGGCUGUUCCCCAACCCCGCGGAGCUGUGCGGCGCAUAUACGCCACGUGCACUGACCAGGGCGUGCUGGCCGACUUCUCCGACGCCUACGCGGACGACCCGAGCUUCGCGACGGUCGAGCUGGCCACGAGGCGCCCAACGGGCACGGUGGUCGCCGUCUACGCGAAGGAGCCGAAGGUGCAGACAUCCUUCCCCCUGCGACGGUACCCCUACUCGGUAGCCGACCAGAAGCAUUCAAGCACCACGACCGCGAAGCUGGCGCAGCACAUCGAGAUCUACAUCGCGACGUGGGACGCUCUGAGGAAGCUCCACCUGGACCAGAAUGACCCAGUGGCUCACGCUUUGAAGCGACGCCUGAAGUCCUACGGGGUGUCGCAGAAGGCGCCCGACGCGGUGGAUGAGCUUGACUGCGUCGUGUGCAAGGAGCUCGGCAGGCCCAACGCUACGAGGUCAGCCAACCUGAAGCUCUCGACGGAGUUCAGCGCGAACGCGUUUCUUGACGCAGCCGAGGCGCUCUACUCCGACGCAGCGAAGGGCCGCGUCACGCAGCGGUUCGCGGAGAUCUGCGAGAAGUACAACAUCCUGAUGAGGCCGGUCCCGGCACAGGCGCCGUGGCUCAAACGAGCCAUCGAUUCCUUCAAGGACCAUUUCCAGCGCCUGAACCGCGAUGUGCAGCUCACCAAGAGCGACGACCCAUCCGUUUGGACUUCGGCGAGAGCGAGCACGCGCAACAACCGCAUCCGGCGGAGCGGUUUCACGCCCUACCAGGAUGUAUUGGGCCGAUCGCCCAACGUCCAGGCUUUGCUGAUUGAGGCGAUGGAGGGGCCGAGCAGAUUCGCGCCGGCCGCGGCGCGCCGGGCGUUCUUCGAGCUGGACAGCGACGACGCCGUGAGAAGGGCCACGGCUGGUCGAGUUCGCCCGCCGCGCGGGCCGUUCGUGCCGGGCCAGCUGGUGUUCUACUGGCGCGAGGUGAAGCACGCCAAGUCGAAGCGGCUCCAUGGCGAGCACGGGCGGCGCGGCCUGGCCGUUGUGCUGGCAGCUGAGGGCCGCGCCGGGCUGCGCCUGAGCUACCGUGGGGUGCCGGUGCUCGCGUCGCCCGAGCAGGUGCGGCAUGCCUCUCGCGGUGAGGCUGGGGCGGUGAAGAACGAGGACCUCGUCAGGUGGGGGACGCAUCUGAACCUGGAGCGUUACCCGAAGUACCACCACUACCUGGAGAUGGACACGACAUGCAGGACGUCAAAGCUGAACCGCUACGUGGAGAUGGACAUGAUCGAGGGCGACAGACUGGACGACGAAGUUCUAUCCCUCAAGGUGAAGAACCGUGCGAGGGGCGAAUUUGUAGCAAGGAGGACUGAGACCACGAAGAAGCAGAAAAGGGAGACGGCGUUCGAGGCGAGCGACCUGGAGGAAUGGCGUAAAUGGAUUCAGUAUGACGCUGUGGAGUGGCCGAGUGAAGAGGAGCUUGCGGGGGUCGAGAAGGCGGACAUCCUGCCCAUGAGGUGCGUCCGCACUGACAAGAAUGAGCCGACGAGGGGCAGUCUCUCGUGCGAGCAACACCCGCUGAAGGCGAAAUCGCGUAACAUCGUCCUGGGCUACAAGGACAAGCAUCUUCUCGCGGGCGAUUUGCAAACGAACGCGCCGACGCUCGCGGACACGGCCGCGGCGGUGAUCAUCCAGGAAGCUGCCAGCCAGCCAGGCGGGGGCUUCGAGCUGGGCGUCGUAGAUUCAGCAUUUCUGAAUGGGAGAUAUCUCGACAGCUCCAGGCUAGGGUUCGCGACAGCGACGAAGGUGCAAGAUCUGCUGGACUACAACAAGCUCGUGAGCGAUGCCAAGCUCGACCACCUGGACAUCACCUUCCAGAAGUUAGACAUGGACAACGCAAUUGUGGUGGCAGUGGGGGACUCGUGCCACGGCAACGUGGGCAAGACGAAGACCGCUAGCAAGGCGGGCCUGGUCAUCUUGCUCGCGGACAACACCGACGAACAGUUCCUGCGCGGGAGGCCGGCGGUCGAGAGUGGCGACAUGCUGCAGCACCUGGUAGAGUUGCACUACAGGCUGGGCCGGGCCCACAUGGACGACGGAAAGGCGAUCGAGGUGGUGGAGGUCACUGACUGCAAGUCGCUUUAUGACCUGCAUCAGAAGCGAGGGGUGGUUCCGUCCGAGAAGCGGCUGCUCAUCGACAUCGAGUCGUUCAGGAACGACAGUGAGUUCAACAACGUGGUGAGCAAUUGGGUGAACGCUAAGCAGAUGCUCGCCGACUGUCUGACCAAGCAGGACAUCCGCGCGGGCGACCACAUGAGGCAUUAUCUCCGUUGGCGGAUGAUACUGGGCCAGCGCGAGGACGACGUCGACUGCGAGAAGCUCGAGGAUAUGAUCGACUGGUCAGGGCUGGUCCAGGUGGCGAAGCGUCGGAGGAUUCCGACCCAUGUGCGUAAGUUGCUGACGAUCUACGCGCCGACCCAGGAGGCUCCUGAGCGCGACGAGAAGUACUUCGCGGAGAAGCACAUCCUGAAGAAGACGGGCAUGACCGAGGACAUCGAGCACCACGAGGACACGAAUGACAUGUCGGACGCAGGUCUACUUGUGGAGUCGGACGAGAAUCAGAAUACAGAUGGUACUUCGGACCUGGACGACGCGAGGGAGAUCUACGCGAUGGAUGCUGCGGGUGCUGAGGCCGAGGAGAUCGGAGGAGGCGCCGCUGGAGCUGGCGCAACGCUGGUGGCGCUUGCGGUGCGCCGGGCGGUGGUAGACCGGUGCGAGCGUCAGCCGAGGACUCAUAAGAAGGCCAAUCACAACGUCCCCGUCCCCAAUGACGGUCAUGAUUGGGCCGAGGUGCCCGGCGAGACUGAGCAGCCUGGAGGAUCGACACCCAGGAAUAAAACGACGGAGUUACCAAUGGAUGAGGCUCGCAAACUACAUGAGCGCUUGAAGCAUGUAUCCUACAAACAGAUGGGGCAUGACGUGCUGGGGGGCGAUAUCUUAGAGGCGUACCAGCUGGUGGUCGCAGGAUGCAGCAAGUGCCGUCGAGCUAGUUGCGACACGGAGGAGAUCCCAAAGGGCAAGGGCAGCGAGAAAGGAACAUGCAAGUCACGGGGCGCAUGCAGAAUCGACCCAGACGAAUGCAUACAUCCAGCGGGUCAGCUCACGACUGUUGGCACCAACCAGCAUCAGGAGAAGGUGCACCGCCGCCUUUGUGACGCACUGCUCGUGGAUCGAGACGCGAAGUGGUGGUCUGAGGAGCAGGAGCUUCGCGCAGAGGUCCAGGCGAUCCGCCCGGAGAAGCAGAAGCGAGAGCUCUUGAGUCGGUCGAGAGCACCGACAGCCGGACGAUCCACGACGGGAUAA
Prorocentrum cordatum is the source of this 4503-nucleotide messenger RNA. NCBI's taxonomy places the organism in Eukaryota, Dinophyceae, Prorocentrales, Prorocentraceae. The record is from the annotation of a GenBank genome assembly.